Molecule: messenger RNA, 1134 nt
Organism: Prunus armeniaca (apricot)
Lineage: Eukaryota; Viridiplantae; Streptophyta; Magnoliopsida; Rosales; Rosaceae
Source: the annotation of a GenBank genome assembly
AUGGCCAGGUCAAAGAAAAAUCCAAAGGCACGUCACAAAGUUCCUACAGCUCCUCAUACUUGGGUUUUAGAAUCGGUAUCUUGUGGAAAGAACUUGAAUUCCUGUGUAUGCUUUAAGUCUAUGAGACCUUCUCAAACUCUUGGGCCUGUGACAGCUUCGGACAGUUUUAGUCUCCAUUGCAGUACUUGUGGUGCAGCGGCUCAAAUAAGCUGCUCUUCUAGUGCGCACAAGGAUUGCAAGUGUGUAUCCAUGAUGGGGUAUGAGCAUGUAAUGCGCCAAUGGGCUGUCCGUUGGAAUGAGAUCCAUGUAGUGGGUCUUUUCUUGGUGUAUCCCCAAUAUGGUGCUGCUUGUGGUGUCAAAGACUGGUACAUGCGGAUUGCCACAGCAGCAUGUCCAAUGAAACAGGAAUUGAGCCAGACUUCCACUGGUGGAUUUUUGAGCCCCAUUACUCAGGGGGCCAAUGAGAUAGAUUCUUCAGUACGUGCAAUUUCUUUUUCCUUUAAUUUCUACAACAAGUCCAAGCAUGGAAAUGAAACCUCUGUUGACACGGGAAAUAGUGGUAGUACUAGGGAUAUGUCCACAGAAAGCCCAGCUGAUACUCAUCAAGUUGUGAAUGGUUCUCAUGAAAUUGAGGAAAACCGUAAUGGUAUUGUAAAUGUGGAUUUGCAGCACCAAGAUGGUGAUGUAGAUAGGAAAUUGGAUUCUAAGCCUAGUUUCAAAAGGAGCUGGUCAAGCAAUAAGAAGGAUGAGUCUCAGGUUUUAGGGAUGAAACAAAAAUACGAGUUGAUUGAUUCGUCACCAGAUGCAAGACCCUUGUUAGUUUUUAUCAACAAGAGGAGUGGGGCUCAGCGUGGGAAUUUACUGAGGCAACGAUUGAAUAUUCUUCUCAAUCUUGUUCAGAUUUUUGAGCUGAGCUCAACACAAGGACCAGAGGUGGGUCUUUAUUUAUUCAGAAAGGUGCCGCACUUCAGAUAUCUUGUUUGUGGGGGAGAUGGUACUGUUGGUUGGGUUCUGAUAGAAAAGCAAAACUUUGUGUCUCCUCCUCCAGUUGCUAUUCUACCUGCCAGAACAGGGAAUCAUCUGGCUAGAGUUUUCUCAUGGGGAGGUGCUUUGGGCUCAGUGGAGAGACAAUGA